GAUUGCGAAAUUACUGAAAAAAAAAGAAAAAAAUCACUUGCAAUAAUCAGCUGCUUCAAUGUUUGAUGUUGUAGUUGAUUGUGCUUGAGAAUCAGUGCAAUGGAAAUUCAAACGGAUAUGAAUGUGACAGAACUGAUUGAACAAAAUAAAAAUGAGGCUGCUGUUCCUCUCAAUACCUGUUGGACUUUUUGGAUUGAUAAAACAGAGAGAGGAAUUUCUGCUGCUCAAUAUGAAGCUAGUCUACAAAAAGUGUAUACUGUUUCAACUGUACAGACAUUUUGGAGUGUUUACAACAACAUACCUGAUGUGAGAGAACUUCAAAAGAAAUACAGUUAUCAUCUUAUGAGAGGCGAGAGACGACCCGUGUGGGAAGAUGAAGCAAAUUCUCAUGGUGGUUCAUGGCAUUUCAAAGUGAAUAAGCACGACACACCGAAGGUGUGGAAGGAAUUAUUAUUAGCUGCAAUAGGAGAGCAGUUUGCUAAACAUCUUGAUGAAGGUGACGAAGUCUGUGGUGUGAGUGUGACUGUUCGAGAGAAAGAUGACAUCAUACUGCUGUGGAAUAGUAAUGCAUCAACUAAACCUAAUGGUAUCCAUAAAAAAGUGUAUGAAUUACUACCAAAUGUAAAAUAUAUUGCUGAAUUUUAUAGAGCUCACAACACUCACCGCUCUUAUGAAGGUGGUAAAGGUUAUAGUUCAUGAACUUUAUUGUGGUUGAAAAAGCUAUUUUGUUGAAGAAAACUUAAAACUUUGAAGGAUACCAAAACCUGUUAUCAAGCCUGAUAUUAGCUACAAAUAGAGCAUCAAAAUGAUGAACAGCCAGCUAGAAGUUUUAGGGCAAAUUCAAGUUUUAACUAUUUUUUUAUUUUAAAAUACAAGGAUGCUCUAUUUUGAAUUUUAUCAUUUUUAUUCAGAAUUAAUAAUCUACGUGUGGAAUAUGUUAAAUAGUGUUUGAUUGACAAUUCUAAAUCAGUGUUUUGUGUUGAAGAACUUAACUUAUUGCUGAUUUUGAGGUGCCUUACUUUAACUGUCAAUUUUCGGCAAUUCACAAACUUAAACCAAAUGAAUAAUUUUUUAAUGUUUCUUUUAGUCAAUGGUUUUUAACUGUUUGGAAUUGGAAGUGGAAAAUUGUUUUCAUUUAUGAU
This is a messenger RNA of Uloborus diversus, 1142 nucleotides long. RefSeq names its product eukaryotic translation initiation factor 4E type 3-B-like. The coding region runs from base 100 to 699 and encodes 199 amino acids. The record is from RefSeq and is a predicted model, not a curated record. Gene Ontology annotation, biological process: translational initiation. Gene Ontology annotation, cellular component: eukaryotic translation initiation factor 4F complex. Gene Ontology annotation, molecular function: translation initiation factor activity; RNA 7-methylguanosine cap binding. The transcript is spliced from 6 exons. NCBI's taxonomy places the organism in Eukaryota, Metazoa, Arthropoda, Arachnida, Araneae, Uloboridae.